Astyanax mexicanus (Mexican tetra) is the source of this 1944-nucleotide messenger RNA. It is a transcript of the gene med30, whose product is annotated as mediator complex subunit 30. NCBI's taxonomy places the organism in Eukaryota, Metazoa, Chordata, Actinopteri, Characiformes, Acestrorhamphidae. Gene Ontology annotation, cellular component: mediator complex. The transcript is spliced from 5 exons. The coding region runs from base 166 to 630 and encodes 154 amino acids. Gene Ontology annotation, molecular function: transcription coregulator activity. Gene Ontology annotation, biological process: positive regulation of DNA-templated transcription. The record is from RefSeq and is a predicted model, not a curated record.
CUGACGGGAGCGGGGAGUCAGUCGUAGCUAAGUGAGGAAUGACAUCUUGUCAACAACAUAAACAGCAGCGGCAGCAGCGCGAGUUACAGGUUGGCUGUGGCCAAGGCAUGCCAUCGUGUGACGCUGAGUAGCCACCUGCCACUGUGCCCCCUCCCCUCUGUCCCCAUGACAACCCCUCCGCUUGCCCAGUUCCCUGGGCAGCAGGCGCAGGCAGUGCGGGAUGUGAACACGGCGUCGCUGUGCCGCAUCGGGCAGGAGACCGUGCAGGACAUCGUCUUAAGAACCAUGGAGAUCUUUCAGCUACUGAGAAACAUGCAGCUGCCAAACGGGGUCACAUACCAUCCUAAUACUCACCAGGACCGCCUGGGAAAGCUGCAGGAGCACUUGAGGAUGCUGUCAGUUCUCUUCCGCAAACUGCGCCUGGUCUACGACAAAUGCAAUGAAAACUGCGCCGGCCUGGACCCCAUCCCUCCUGAGCAACUCAUUCCCUAUGUGGAGGACGACAGCUCAAAGCUGGACGACCGUGGAGCCAGUCAGAUACGUUCAUCCAGCGAGGAGAGGAGAGAAGUGCUGGAGGUCAACAAGAUAUCUGCUGCUCCGGUCCUCUUUCUCAUGUCGGCGGUGAAGUGAUCAUUGGGCCCGGUAGCUGUAAGCCCCUGACAGUCAGGAGAAAGAUGAAAGCGCUUUCUGCUGGAGAGAUGCGAGGGCUCGACUGAUUGGGACUCACUCUGCACUCCUUAAAAGAGAACCGCUGCUAUUGUAGCCAGGCAGCUGCUUUCAUACCGAUGAACUUUCUAGCUUGUGCAGAUCUUAAGCUGUGACUGGAUAAACGUCCAAGUGAUUUCUGGCCAGACACAACAGUGUAUUUUACACAUAAACACACAUUUGAAAGCAGCCUAAACAGCAGGUCUGUGCUUACACUUGCUUGGGAAUAACUUUGAAGGUGAUUUACUUUAACUUAAAAAGAGAGCAGUCUUGUUCUUCUGUGUGUCUUUGCUGGUUCUUAACCGUUGCAUCAGUUUUUCCCGCCCACCAUUCCUCACAGUCUCCUCUUUACCCUGCUCGUCCUUCACCUUGAUCCUACGAGCUUCCCCUCGCUGGUCUCCAUCUCAGUCUGAUCACAGUGGGGUGGGCUUUAGAGUCACGCUUCUUAAUGCGGGCCAUCGAUCUCCACUCUGUCUUCUGUCUUGAACGCUUGCUUUGAAGAUUUGAUGAACUCUUCAGCCUGAGGAUUAUGUAUCUAUUUGAAGUGUUUUCUUCUUUAUUUAAAUGUAGGACUCUAUUAAAUACAUAUACAUAUUUUUUUCCCUUAAUUAUUUAAAAAAAAGUCUUUAAGGGAAUAUGUGCAAAAUAUACAAUCAUACAAACAUAGCAAUAGCAAUAUGCCAACAUAUUUAAAGGAGUUCAUUUCAAAAAGAGUGCUAUCCUUUAAACAUACUUGUUUUUGCAAAUGUAUGAAUGAAUUUUAAAAAAGUUUAUGAAAUAUAGUUUAAUUCAGGAAUUUCUCCACAAGAUGGCAGAUGUAGCAGUCAUCACUUUGGUGCGCACCAUUUGAAAAUGAGUGAAAUACACCUGCAGCAAAUGAAUGCAUGUUUGCAGCCCUAAUAAAAAACCUAAGAAAAGGCAUACAUUAGUAUACCUUGUUACAUAUAUAUUUAAUUGAAAGGUCAAAUUUAUUGAGCUUAAUUAUUUCCUCUUCUUAAAGUGUUUUUUUUUCUUUUCUGAUUUAACGCAGUGCAUGUCUUAUGUUGGGCCUUGUCUAUAAUACAUUGCAAACAUUGCAGAAAACACUGCAAGUUGCCCUGUUUCAUAAAAAAAAUUAAAAGUGCUAUUGGCGUAACCCGAAGAUAAUGUGUUCAGCAUUUUACCCACAGUAUACAUUGUGAUGUACCAUGAUGUGCUAUUUUUAAUGACUAAGUUCCACGAUUCCACCUGUUUUCCCAU